Messenger RNA from Epithele typhae, 1743 nucleotides. RefSeq lists its product as uncharacterized. The coding region runs from base 1 to 1743 and encodes 580 amino acids. Lineage: Eukaryota; Fungi; Basidiomycota; Agaricomycetes; Polyporales; Epitheliaceae. The record is from RefSeq and is a predicted model, not a curated record. The transcript is spliced from 2 exons.
AUGGCGCAACCUGGUCUUCACCGAGCGUUUUCGACAGAAAUCCUCUGCGAGGUUUUUGAGCACCUGGACCUGGGCAGACCGCAAACAGAGCUGCCCAUUCAGCGCUUUCAUAGGCGCCUCUCGGAGCUGGCUUUACUGCGGCUGUCCACGACUUGUCGCGCGUUCUCUGGCCCUGCCUUAGAUGUCCUUUGGAGAAGACCACCCAGCAUUCUCGCGGUCCUAUCUGUUUUGCCUACUUUGCAUUCAGAUUUUGCAGAGGAAUACUACUUCACAACUGAACCUAAUGAAAAUGAGUGGGAACGCUUCCAGGCCUACGCUUGCCGAGUCACCGAUCUCGGCUUUGGGCGAGAUCGCCCGCAGCGCAUCACAUUUGGACAAGAGCGGAUAUCAUCCUCAGUAUGGCUGUUUCUAUCACGCAAGACUCCUGCCGGACAGGGCCUCUUCCCUCGUCUCAAACGUUUGGAGCUCUUCGAAGAAGCACCUGUGAGGGAUCCGGGCCGCAGCCUUCUCCUCUCUCCCACUCUUCGUGAAAUCAGGAUUUCCACUGCCCUACGUCCUGGAGAAAACCCGAACAUCAAGUUCUUUCCCGGCAUCGUUCCUAUAGUCCAGGAAGCUCUUCGGCUUGUGUCCAAGUUGUACAGCCUGCGAGUGUCGUUUUGGGGGCUCGCGCACCUCCCAAACUCUACGGCUAUCGCCGCGAGUUACGCCGACUUGUCGCAUCUUCAGACCUUGGGUAUCACAAACGUGAAUAUAUCACUACAGCUUUUGCAAGUCCUUUUGUCCGCACCCUCUCUGGAGACGUUGGAGCUUGUCAUUGAGGAAAUCGACGAAGAACUCGAGAAUGUCGACAGGCCUCUCACCUCUGGCCUUUUGGCUCUUCGCCGAUUACACUUGACUGGCCUUCCAGAUCAACUGGCGUUGUUCGUUGAUCUCACCGCCCCUCCGCACGUGAACGCGCUCUCCCUCUACAUCACCGCUGAUGACUGGAACUUCGACGACGACGAUGACGUCGACGAACCCGAGUUCUUGCAAGACUUGCACAGGGCUAUCUCACCCCUCGCGCGCUCAAACGCAGGAAGCCUCAUGAUAGCCUUCUUGAGCUCCCGCACUCCCCCCGUGCGCGACAUCACCACCGUGCUUCAACCCGCGCUCGAAAUCGCUUCCCUUGCCCGGGUCACCGUAUCCGGCGUCGGACAGCCGGACGAAACGCACUUCCCCGUGAGCGACGACGCUCUGCGCACCCUCGCGGACGCGUGGCCGCACCUCCGCGAGCUCGCGAUCUCCUGCAAGAAGGUCCAGCUGCCCCGCGUCACCAUCACGGACCCCGCCGCCAUCGACCGGCCGAGCCUCCGCGCGCUCACCCACUUCGCGGAGCGCUGCCCCGAGCUCGUCCGCCUCGUGCUGCCCACGCUCUGGUUCGAGGCGCUCCCGAGGUCGCCGCGGAUGCACGACCUCGUGCGCCCCCCGCGCGCGCCGCACGGGCUGCGCGAGCUCAAGACGGAGCACACGGGCCCCGUGGGCGACCAUCUGGUUCGGGCCAUGGCGUUCGCGAUCGACAACCUCUUUCCGCACCUGGACGUCACCGACGCGCACGCCGACACGAGCGGGCGGCUGACGGAGUGGGGGCGGGUGGAGCACCACCUGCUCAUGCUCCGGUACGGGCGGACUGGGACGCAUCGCGUGCCGCCGAAGGGCGACUGCGGGCUGGCGGAGGUGCUCAUGUUGGACUCGGGGCAUGUGUGA